Messenger RNA from Opisthorchis viverrini, 1664 nucleotides. RefSeq lists its product as hypothetical. Gene Ontology annotation, molecular function: nucleic acid binding; cysteine-type endopeptidase activity. Lineage: Eukaryota; Metazoa; Platyhelminthes; Trematoda; Opisthorchiida; Opisthorchiidae. The transcript has 12 exons. Gene Ontology annotation, biological process: vacuolar protein processing. The record is from RefSeq and is a predicted model, not a curated record. The coding region runs from base 1 to 1611 and encodes 536 amino acids.
AUGACGUACAACUUACUCCGGCAGAGGGCCUACUGGUGCGGGAUGGGAAAUGAGGUGAUGGAUUAUUUGGCGUCCUGUAAGCGUUGUCAACUAAUGAAGGGAGAUACGCUAGGGGCAAUCCAUCCAACGGAACCUAUUCCUGUCCCAGAAAUGAGCGAGUUGUGGUCAGUAGACGUCAUGGGCCCCUUUUCGGUGGAAACCAUUGGGACUCAGUACAUCGUGAUAAUGACAGGACACCUGUCGCGAUGGAUUGAGGCGGCAGCUAUGCCUAAUCAGCGGGCGACGACGAUCAGCGGAGCGUUUGCAUGGUUGGAAGCCGCCGGUGUUCACAACUGCUCAUCGAUAUUUAACAACAAACCGUCAAAGAACUGGGCAGUUCUUGUCGCUGGUUCCGAGUCCUGGAUAAAUUAUCGACAUCAAGCGAACGUUUUUCACGCCUAUCACGUCUUGCGUGCAAACAAGAUCCCAGCGGAGAAUAUAAUCACCUUCGCCUACGAUGAUAUUGCAAACAAUCCCAAGAAUCCGUUCAAAGGCAAAGUGUUCAAUGACUACGAACAUGAAGAUGUGUACCAGGGUGUGGUCAUUGAUUACCGUGGAAAAGUAUGUGCUCAGCAAAACUGCCAAUUUUCAUUCUUUCAAUCCAGGAAUCCGUUCAAAGGCAAAGUGUUCAAUGACUACGAACAUGAAGAUGUGUACCAGGGUGUGGUCAUUGAUUACCGUGGAAAAGACGUCAAAGCGGACAUCUUCGCGAAAGUACUGAAAGGUGAUACGAAACUCGAAAAAAAAGGGAAGAAGGUGUUGAAAAGCGGUCCUGAUGAUAACGUUUUCAUCUUUUACACUGGCCACGGUGCGCUUCAAGCUAUUUCCUUCCCAUAUGGAUAUCUCCUUGCCACGGAACUGAACGAUAUCCUCGCCGACAUGUAUUUCAACAAAAAGUAUAACAAAUUGGUGAUUUACUUGGAUGCUUGCUCCGCUGGUUCUCUGUUUCGUGAUCUUCUUCCUUCAGACGUGGGAAUUUUUGUGGUAACUUCAUCCAAAGAAAAUGAAGAAAGCUGGUCUUCUUUUUGUAAUGACAAGCGAAUCGACAUUUGUCUGGCGACCGAAUACUCGUAUGCCUGGAUUACGGAUUCGGAAUUCAAUGACUUGACAAAGCGUACACUGGAUCAACAGUACGAGGAGGUGAGAAGGAGAACAAAAGAUAGUCACGUGAUGAAGUACGGUGAGAUGCCGAAUGUUGUAGAUAGAAGACCUUCCUCUCGGUUGCAUUUGUUCUCAAUGUCCCGACGCCUGACGGAGGCCACAAACGAGGAGGAACAUGAAAAAGCUUGGCGAAAGCUGCACCGUGCACUUCAGCUUCGACACGUCGUCAAGGAAACGUUUUACGACAUCGUAAUGGAUGUGAAAACCCACCAUAGGCCAACGGUAAAGCACUUGUCCAAGAGCGAUGAGGUCAUGUGUUUCAAGGAAGUAUUCGACCAGUUCCAGACGCACUGCUUCACAAUUCAGCGGGUCCCAGAGGUAGCUCAGCACACAGCUCAUCUAACGGAGCUGUGCAAAGCCGGAUACGAGACCGAAACCCUCAUCGAGUCUAUCCACAAACGCUGCUCCUAACGGACACGCAACAUGUUGAGUGAUUCUGCCAAAAUAAAAUGAAUUGCAACUGG